AAGAGCGCCGGGCAAGCCAGCCAUGGGGAAAUGCAGCGGGCGCUGCACGCUGGUCGCCUUCUGCUGCCUGCAGCUGGUUGCAGCCCUGGAGAGGCAGAUCUUUGACUUCCUGGGUUAUCAGUGGGUGCCCAUCCUGGCUAAUUUUUUACACAUCAUGGCUGUCAUCCUAGGGAUCUUUGGCACCGUUCAGUUCCGAUCCAAAUACCUCAUACUGUAUGCAGUGUGGCUCGUGCUGUGGGUCGGAUGGAAUGCAUUCAUCAUCUGUUUUUACCUGGAAGUGGGACACCUUUCACAGGACCGAGACUUCAUCAUGACCUUCAAUACAUCGCUGCAUCGUUCGUGGUGGAUGGAGAACGGACCCGGUUGCCUGGUGACGCCCAUCAUGAACUCGGACCUGGCGAUCGAGGACCACCAUGUCAUCACGGUCACCGGGUGCCUGCUGGAUUACCAGUAUAUCGAGGUGGUGAGCAGUGCGAUGCAGAUAUUCCUUGCGCUCUUUGGAUUCGUCUACGCCUGCUACGUCAGCAAAGUAUUUAUGGAAGAAGAGGACAGCUUUGAUUUCAUCGGAGGAUUCGACUCGUACGGCUACCAGGCUCCACAAAAGAUGUCACACUUACAGCUACAGCCUUUGUAUACGUAA
Messenger RNA from Euleptes europaea (tarantolino), 640 nucleotides. It is a transcript of the gene NKAIN1, whose product is annotated as sodium/potassium transporting ATPase interacting 1. Lineage: Eukaryota; Metazoa; Chordata; Lepidosauria; Squamata; Sphaerodactylidae. The record is from RefSeq and is a predicted model, not a curated record. The coding region runs from base 23 to 640 and encodes 205 amino acids. Gene Ontology annotation, biological process: regulation of sodium ion transport. The transcript has 6 exons.